AUGUCUAAAACUACCGCGAUCGUAUCAGGCGGUUUUACAAGUUCAGCAUUAUCACCUCCAAUAUAUACUCUUGCUAUAGUUAGUAUUAAUCCAUCAUCAGGUAAAUCAUCUUUAUGUAAACGUCUGAUCGAUUCCAAUAUUGAUGAGUAUCGAUUAUUUUCGUUAAAAAAUAAAUCUAUUAACAAGCAAAAUCUUGCAACAUGGUUUUAUUGGGGUACAGUAAAACAUCGACGUUCAGAUGAAAAACGUGAAGCUUUAUUUCAUUUGAUUGAACAUUCUACAAUAGCUAUUGAUGACAAUGAACAAUAUGAUAAUUAUAUAAAACGUAUAACAUCAUUAACAUUACGUCCAGAUGAAAAAUUCCACAGUGAUUCCGAUUAUCCACAAAUUAAAACAUUUCCAAAAGAUAAAAUAACGAUCGAUGCGUUUCUAUGCAUACAUGAUUUAUCGUCAACUAGACGAAUAUCUGAACUUUUAUUUCUUCUUCAUGCAUUAUAUAAAACUCGUCGUCCUGUAAUCAUAAUAACAACUAAAAAUGAUUUGAUAGACAAUCAAUCUGAUUUAGCCUUACAAUUCGAACAAUCAAUCCGUCAUUCAUCAUCAAGUGAUUCACAUUUUUUACUUAACACACCUAUUAUACAUACAUCAUCAAAUGAACAUAUUAAUAUUCAAGGUGUACUUGAACUUGCUUUAUAUGCGUGCGACGAACCAAUAUUAUUAUCAUCAAAAAAAUCGCCACAUGUAACUGCACAAAUGUCAAAAUAUAUCCCAUCAUCAUAUAAGGAUGCAUAUACAAAUGAACAGUCAUUAAAACAUGUUAUACAAGCAGAAUAUAAAACAUUAUUAACGAGACAUGUUUCCGAUCAUCAAUUAGGUUCUUGGAUGAAAUUCUAUACGGCUUGGCAACAUCAUGCUAGUAUUAAAAAUUUUAUUGAUAUGUUUGGAAAACAACAAGCUGAACAUUUAUAUGAUGAACAUAUUGACGAAUUGAAAAAAGCAGCAAGGCAGAAAUUAAUUGAUGAAAAAUUAAUUCCAAUUGUAGAAUUACUUGUAACAGAUCAAAAAACAAAAUUAUCGAGAAAUUGGGAUUAUGUGCGUCUACAAAUGCAAAAACAUCCUAGCUAUUCAUCAACUGUGAUACCAUCUUCGAUGUGGUCAGAUUCUGAACAUAACAAUGGAAACAAUUCCUCAUCUUUAAUCAUUCCCGAUGACAUACUUGAUACAGUUGAAGCUCGCCUUCGUUUUGAAUCUUAUAUAAAUAGUCGUCAAUUGGAACAAACUCGUCGUGCAAAUUGUCGUUCUUUUUUUGAUUUACUAAAUCGUUUUGCUGAUGCUGGCCUUGUUCAAUAUGGUCAUUCGUACGAAAAAGAUUGUGUUUACUUUUUGGGUCGUGAAUGUUAUGAAUCUUUAAAUGCUCAAGAUCGUUUACGUGUGUUUGCGUUUCAUCAAUCAUAUCUUUAUCGUUUAUUGUGUUUAAAAUUUGUUGAAUUAUUAUUUGAAUCGUUUGAAAUAUUUAUUAUUACAUUUCAAAAAAUGAAUUCGGCAACAACAGAUAAAUUAAACGAUAGAAAAAUUACCACGUUGACUAUCGAUGAUAUAUUUGAAAAAGAAAUAAUUCAACAAAUAAAACAUGAUCCAAGAUAUCAAUCAUUAAAUAAUCGUGAAACAGAUCGUCAUAGAUUAAUUAUGUGCCAUUGUCAUUUUUUAUAUGAUUGUAUUUAUCAUUCACCAACAAAAAAUAUGCAUCAAUUAUUGAAACAACGCAAACGUUCAUUUAAACGACGAAAAUCGUCACAAUCUUUAUAUAGUCAUAAUAUAAAUUUUGAUGAGAAUUUCUGUCCUUAUACACGAAAAUUUAUACCACAUAGUAAUGAAAAUGAAGGAAUAAGUAAGAAAAAAAUUGAUAUUGGCUGCCCAAUGGAAGAAACAUGUGCUGAUGUACGAAUAAUGAAUGAAUUUUUUUCGAUCAUGCCUAUAAAAAAAAAUGUGCAUAAAAAUAUUUUAAUUUGUGGAUAUGAGAAUGAUAUGAAUAAUUGUCUUCGAAUACUUUCCAAUGAUUCUUCUCUGAUGAACGAUUAUCAAGUUAAUUUAUGGACAUUAAAUAAUUUGAAAACACAAUCAAUUAAUGGUUGCCUUAUUGUUUCACCAACAGGCCAAAAAAUUCUCGAAGAUUUUAUUUCUCAAAAAAGAUUCCAUAUAAAUAUUAAUACUAUUCCAACUGUAAAUUUACACUUUCCAAUUCCAAAUGAUUCCAAUAGACACAUUCCUAAUGACACAGCAAUCGAACAACUUCGAUUGUCAGUUGAACAACUUCUAUCGAAUGAUGAAAACUUUUCUAAUAAAAAUCCAUUCGAUCUUCGAAUUUUACUUUGUUUUAUGUGCGGUGGAGAAAAUGAUGAUGUAGAAAGAUUUUUUUCCCAAUUAUCAGCACGGUUUUCUCUUAUGGUAACUAAUCAAUAUGGAGAUUUUUCAUUUAUUAUUAAUGCUUUUCUUGGACGAUCAAAUCGAAAAAUUCAAUUUAUUCCUGUUUCGUAUCAUUUAUUACUUACUGUUAAACUAAUUGAUUUUGAUGGAUUUAUUUUAUUACAUGAUCACGAUAGAAAAGCAGCUGUUAAUACAAUGACAUAUUUGGAAAAACAUAUUUCAACCACAUUAGAAAAUGAAUUAUCAAAAAUGGCUGAUGAUAAUCCCGAAAUGGAUAACACGAGACCAACACGUCCACCCAUAUAUGUAUUAGGUUGUAUUAAAGAUUUAUCUUUAUCAAAUAUUAAAAAUUAUCCUCUAUCCGAUUAUUGUGUUCAAUGCCAUCAUGGAACAAUAAGAAAUUUUGUUGAAUCUCAUCUUUUACCGUUUCUCAAUCAAUGCUGGAUUGGAAAAACUGCAAACAAAAGUGAGAAUGAUUAUUUUCAAAAACAACAUCUUCUAGUUGGUGUUACAUCUUAUUUCGAUCGCGUAACGCAUUCAUCCGCUAGUGAUUUAAUGACAUCCAGUUUUGAACGUUCGCGUAGACAGUUAAUUAACAGUAGUGUAAAUGAUCGAGGUGGUUCAUUAGUAUUAUCGAGUAAAUCUAAUGAACAUUCACCAAGGCAUCAGUCUACAACAUUGACACCUACAAACCCUGAACAAAUGUUCUCUUGUCGAUCUUAUCCCUAUUUAUCGACAUCAAAUAAUGGUAUUGAAUCAACAAUGGUUCCAACAACGCCUGUUGAUCCAUCUGUAACAAAUCUUGGUUUAAUAUCUCCAUCGUCGGCAUCAACAUCUUCGAUAUCUAAUAGUCAACAUCAACAAUUUAAAAAAUCAACUAGUAUGCGUUUUGCAAAAUUAAUGGAACAUCCAAUUAAUUAUUUAACAUUUAACGCUGAUGGUACCAGUUACCAAUCAUCACCUAGUAAUGCAAAUAACGAAAGUCCAUUAAGAAAGAAUCAACGGAUAAACGAAAUCUCGUCAAAAUUAUCAUCCUCAGAAGAUAUGAAGUUUCGCUUGUAUAAGCACCGAACUGCUCCACAAGUUAAAGUGCCACUAGCAACACCAGAAGUAAUUGAAUUCAAUGAAUCAAUAGCAACUCCGUUUUCGGUUCAGCAACAUUGCGAUAAAUCAUUGGUCUUCGCCAACCACAAUGCCGAUAAUGUAAAUCCCGUCAACUCUUCAUCGUCAUUGCCACCUACAACUCAUAAAAAACACCAAAAUAAUAGCAGUACAAUAGAUGAAUCAAUUACGAAUUCAUCCAAACAAACAAGAGCAACUGAUUCAUCUAUAGAUAGUUCAAGCGAUGAGCUUUUACAAAAUCAGCCAGAAUCAUCAACAACAUUAAAUAAUAUAAAUUCUCAAAUAAAUAACCAACAGCAACAACAACAUAAUCCAGUUACUUUACAAAGAAAAGUAUCCGAUCGAAAGUCAAGACGUGUACGAGCUAAACAAAAUGAUGUCACAGGUUUAACAUCAAGUACUGAAUUAUUAAAGAAAACUGGAUCUGAUGAUGAAAUAUUAGUUGAUGAUGAUAAACGUCUUCAGCAACAAUUUCAAAAAAAGAAACGUCGACCAAGUUUCAAAAAACGCAAGAAAACGUUUCAUGAUCAAGCACAAACUGACUCAGGCAUUGAUUCUCGAAUGGAACCAAAAGAUGUGGGAAAAGUUAGUAUUGCACCAGAACCAUCAUCUUUACCGAACGUUAUAUCGAAUGAAGAUGAUUCGAGUGUAGGUGAUUAUACAAAAGAUAGCAAAAAUACAUCCAUUGAAGAACUUGAAGAACGGCCAACAGCUAAUUGGAUUCGUCGUCAAUUACAAUAUUUUGCUCAAUCUCGACGUGAUAAAAAUGAAUUUAAAAUUCGCUCUCCGGCUGCAACAGUCACAUCUGUUUCGUCACCACCAUUGCCUUCAUUUAAAGCCACAAUGACUGCAACUCCUCCCAAUCCAUAUGGAAAUUCAUCACCAUUAGCGUCACUUGAAAAUUCUCAUCAUCAUGCUCAUAAUCGUUUAUCAUUGAAUCGUUGUAUUCAAUCCACGGAAUCGGGUGUACCUUUAUUUAUUGAAAAAUGCAUACAAUUCAUCGAAGAAUAUGGACUAGGUAUUGAAGGACUUUAUCGAAUAUCUGGAUUUAAAAAUCAAGUUGAAUUAGUUAUUAAUAAAUUGGCUGAAGAUCCAUCCUAUGAUCUUCGACUAUUGCACGUACCAGCAAGUGCAGUAGCAACGGCAUUGAAAGAUAUGAUGAGAAAACUUGAUGAACCACUUUUAUCAUUAGAAUUAUUUGAUGAAUGUCAAAAUUUAACAAUCGAUCAACUGCGUGAACAAAAUUUUAUGUUAUUACGAAAAGCCUUUUCUCGUACAAGUGAACUUAAAUAUCGAACAAUCAAAUUUAUUUUCAAACAUCUUCAUUUUGUUUCACAACAUGCUGCUUCGACUCACAUGGAUUCAUCUAAUUUAGCUGUUCUAUGGUGGCCGAAUUUGUUUCAACCCCAAUUUCGUGACUUGAGAACAGCAGAACAAACGUGUCAAAAGACAAAACCAUUGAUUCAAGCAAUUAUUGACAAUUAUUCAAUAAUCUUCUCUUCGGAUGAAAGAAAAUAA
This is a messenger RNA of Rotaria socialis, 5064 nucleotides long. Lineage: Eukaryota; Metazoa; Rotifera; Eurotatoria; Philodinida; Philodinidae. The record is from the annotation of a GenBank genome assembly.